UUCUAGAGGGCGGUAAACGACUGUAAGGGUGCCGGCCACGUGAUUUUUGAUCGAUUGAGAGCGAGCGGAAAGUGAGAUUGUUUACGUUUUGUAGAGAAGAUGCUUCAACCGAUAUUGCAUAAGCUCGCUACACAACGUAUAGUUUUAGCCAGUGGAUCACCUCGCAGAGAGCAAAUUUUAAAGAAUAUCAAUUUAAAAUUUGAAGUUAUUCCAUCUACAUUUGAAGAAAACCUUGAUAAAAGUAGUUUUGAGAAACCUUAUGAAUUUGUUAAAGAAACUGCAAAAUGUAAAGCCUUACAAGUUGCAGAAAAAUUGAAAUUACAAAAGAAGAUGCUUCAACCGAUAUUGCAUAAGCUCGCUACACAACGUAUAGUUUUAGCCAGUGGAUCACCUCGCAGAGAGCAAAUUUUAAAGAAUAUCGUUAAAAACUAUAUGUUACAUGGAACUAACUUGAUUUUAUGUGCAGAUUUUAAUGCUAGAAUGGCACAUCCUGAUUAUUUGUCACGUUUUACUGGUGACUGGAAAAUUGCUUUGAAGGUUUCAAAGGAUUCUACUGUUAAUAAUAGAGGGAAAACUAUCAUUUUUGAGGAUAACAGUCCUGUUUGUCUAAAUGGUUUAUUGCCAGGAGAUAAAGCGGUCUUACAAAAAUAUCUGUUUUUUAGGGAUAAAGCCGGAGCGUACGGAAUACAAGAAAUUGGCGGGACAAUAAUUGAAGGAAUACAAGGGGAUUAUUUUACUGUAAUGGGUCUUCCGAUCCACAGAUUAUGCAAAGAGUUAGUUCAGUUAUAUAAAGAUAUAAAGAUUUUAUAAUUUAUUAAACUUUGUGGAAUAAAAAUUUGAUAUUGUCUGUAUAUUAUGUAGAUUCAUCAUUUUCAUUCAUAGAUUGUAUAUUUGAUUAAUCUUAUACUGUGUUUCAAAAUUUUAACAGUUGUAGAUUUGUAAUGAAUUUUUAUUUUUUUGUAUUAAGGUUUAGUAAUGUAUACAGUAGUUUACAUACUUUAAUCAUUGUUCAUCAAAUAAUUGAUUUAUUUACAAAGUUUUACUGCAUGACUUUUGUCAAAAAAAAAAAAAAAAAUCAUUACAGUAGAACCUCGAAAACUCGGCUCUCGAUAACCCGGCACUCCGGAUAA
This is a messenger RNA of Centruroides sculpturatus (bark scorpion), 1130 nucleotides long. Its product is annotated as N-acetylserotonin O-methyltransferase-like protein. The transcript is spliced from 6 exons. The coding region runs from base 100 to 810 and encodes 236 amino acids. The record is from RefSeq and is a predicted model, not a curated record. NCBI's taxonomy places the organism in Eukaryota, Metazoa, Arthropoda, Arachnida, Scorpiones, Buthidae. Gene Ontology annotation, molecular function: nucleoside triphosphate diphosphatase activity.